Cololabis saira (Pacific saury) is the source of this 2802-nucleotide messenger RNA. RefSeq names its product C-X-C chemokine receptor type 3-like. Bases 101 to 1237 code for a protein of 378 amino acids. Gene Ontology annotation, molecular function: G protein-coupled receptor activity. NCBI's taxonomy places the organism in Eukaryota, Metazoa, Chordata, Actinopteri, Beloniformes, Belonidae. Gene Ontology annotation, cellular component: membrane. Gene Ontology annotation, biological process: immune response; G protein-coupled receptor signaling pathway. The record is from RefSeq and is a predicted model, not a curated record. The transcript is spliced from 3 exons.
GGCAAUGAGCGCGCUGAAUGCCAGUCGGUGACACAAAAACAAAAAGAAGAGAGUCAAGUAAAGUCCGCAAAAGGUCCAUCGGCUCCUUGUGCAAGACUUGAUGGUUUUGAACUUUAAUUCAGGUGGGUCGGAGACCGCAAACUCCCAGCCGUUGAACAUGGAAGUGGAUCUCGAUGGAUUGUUUCGCCAGAAUGGCUCCUUCGACUAUGAGAACUAUGAGACUCCUGAGACAGGAGGUAGCGAGGCGGUGUGGAUCCCGGUCGUGUACUCUCUGGUGUUUCUGCUUGGUCUGGCGGGAAAUAUACUGCUCCUAGUAGUUCUAGUCCGUAAGAGGCUAAGGUGGAGCAUAUCGGACAUCUUUAUUCUCCAUUUCGCUGUGGUGGACAUCCUGCUUCUGCUGAUACUGCCCUUCAAGGCUUCACAUGCCACACAACAUCUGUGUGAGAGGAUUCUCUGCAAGAUCUGUGGAGCUGUUUUCAAUAUUAACUUCUACUGCGGGGUCUUUUUGCUGCUUUGCAUCACUUUGGAUCACUACCUGUCCACCAUCCACGCAGUCCGCUUUAACUACCGCAGGACGCCCAAUGUAGCGCAUAUCAGCUGCCUGAUGGUGUGGGUCAUCUCCCUGCUCCUUAGCAUCCCCGAGUGGAUUUUCCUGGAGUCCAAGGAAGAUCUGGAACAAGACAAACAUUUCUGUGCUCACAACUACCGUCGGUCUGGAGUGGACUGGCUGCGGCCUUCACGUCUGCUCCACCACAUACUGGGCUUCCUGCUGCCCGUGGCCGUCCUGAUAUUGUGCCUCUCUCAUAUCUUCCUACGGCGUCUGGCCGGCUCUAAAGGGCUCCAGAGGCAGAGGCCCGUCAUGGUCAUCCUGCCUCUGGUGGGUGUUUUUCUUCUUUUCUGGACUCCGUAUAACGUCACCCUGUUCAUAAACACCGUCAUUAACAUCUCUGAAAAGCCUGACUCAUCUGAAAGCACAGGUUCUUUGAAAACGGCUCUGGUGGCGACCUCUGCCUUCGGCUGCAUUCAUGCCUGCCUGAGGCCUCUGCUUUAUCUGUUACUUUGCCCAAACAUCAAGAAACAAGUCCUGGGCCUGCUAAGAUGUGCCACAGUAGUAGAGGAGAACUCGCUGUGGCAGCUGGGUGUGGGCGAGGAGGCGCCGCAUGACCAGAGUGACACGAGGGAAGAGAUGAAACAAAUGACAAACAAUGACCAUCAGGGCCAGGCGGUCCAGUUAUGACGAAUGGAUAAAAGUCACACACACCACUGCCCCACUGCUCAGAUGUGACCUUGACUGUACUCCACCCAUGAGGGGAAAUGUGAACUUGUGUCAUGAGUUUCGGAUGUACAGAACUGGUCUCUGAGAUGGUGUGAAGACUGUCUACUUCCGUUUUAGAGUAACGUCACAGUGACUUGUACUUCUUUAACUUUGAUCACAGUUGCACAAUUUAAGCUUAUCUCCCAAAAUCAUGAGCUAUAGAAAUAUUUAUUUUUGCUAUGUAUUAUUAUUAUUUUUAAAAUAUUUUAAAUGAAAAACAUAUUUUUUAUUAUUUUUGUGUAGCAGUGUCAGGGAGAGCAGCUUUUAGCAGUUGCACACUUCUCUUAUUUGCUCUUAUUCUUCUUACUAGUUAGUGCCUACAUUGAAACGUCCAACACUUCACAACUGUUCUCGCUGACAACAUAUGUUUCACUCUUCUUUUUAUGCUCGGACUUCUGCUAGUUGUCGCACAAGUAUUAAACCCACAAUUGCGCAGUAGCUGCGUAUGCUGCAGUCUGUAUGUGAGAAAUAUGCGGUGAGGGAAUUUCCACAUGCUGGAUUCUGUUUCAAUGUUGCCGCACUAGUUUUUCUUUUUUGAACAAUGAGAGGAUUAGACAAACAGGUAAUGAUGUCAUCAGUCAGAUGACAGUGAGCAAGCAUGAUGAUGAAUUAAAAACACUUGUGCGUGUUUCCCCAGGCCUGCAGGCCUCUCUGUUUACUCUUAUGUCAAGACUGGUCUUUGUGUUUGCACAGACAACUGUGGGCGUGCUUUGUGCGCAAGCCCACGAAGGGGAACAUUAGUAGGUGGCAAACAAAGGAGGGACAAGUGAAAUCUCAUUAUGGAACCAGAUCACAUGUUGAACUUAUCAACAAAAUCAAUAGGUUCUUCAAUCAAGUCUUCUAACACUGUACAGGUCAUGAUCUGCCAGAGAGCUCCUUCCUGACUUAUUAUGAAAAGUUGAAGUAAUAUCUCAACAUUGAAGACUUAGUAUUGAAUAAUUUUAGAAAUAGUGCGAAAGAAAACUUGCUGUUCCUUUAGAGUGGAGUGAAUGUUGCCUUAUCGAGGAGAAAUGUUUGACUCUAACCACAGACGCAUCACAUUAGUGUAUCGCUUCCUGGCUUGAGAUCACGAGUGAAGUAAGACAGAUAAGCAGCUAAUUAUGGACGCACACCCGCCGUGUCAUAUGUGACUAAGUGUUAACACCAACUUCAGUGCAUCCUGAAUAAAGGACUAAUUAUGUUUGGAGAUGUCUGCAAUUAAGCUUUAAAAGCUGUUAUCCUAGACUGUUUUGAAGCCCUCUGGAAAGAACAUUGUCAAGUUUAUUCAUCUGUGAGGUCAAAUGGAUCGACCUUUUGCUUGGUUGAUGAGACAUUUGGGAGAAAACUGGAAUCCAGCGUCAUUAUCAUCAGACAUCAAUUUAAAAAUGAGUUUCUGAUUGUUGUUUGUUGAUUUAGAUAUGAAGGUAUAUACAGUGGUAUAUAGUGCUUGUAUCAUGUGGUGUUUUGACGUCAAAAAAUACGACAUAAAAUAAAAUGAGACUCGGAAC